CGAGGUUUAGGCAGUGGUCAGUUUAAGCUUUAGAAAGGCCACUUGGGUGACUGUGCAGGGCAAUGGGGUCCAGCCCCUCUGAGACCAGCGAGAAGGUGGCUGCUAACCAAUAUGCAUUCCCUCAAUGAACAGACAAUCCACAACAGUGUGUAUGCUGGCACUGGUGGCCCUGAAUCCUGCCAUAUCUGGGUGUAAGGAACAGUGAGUCAUCACACUCCUUUUGGUGGAUGCACGAGGACUUGGGCUGGAAGCAUGUGGAGUGUCCUGCGAGGCUGGAGGAGAAGGCAUCUGAGCCCAUGGGGAGCCCUGGGGCGGCAGCGGCCCCCCAGUGUCCGUGCUCUGGCCAGCGCGGGCCCCGGGACUGGGGACGAGUACAGUCACGUGGUGGUGGGUGCGGGCUCGGCGGGCUGCGUGCUGGCCGGGCGGCUCACCGAGGACGCGGACAGGCGUGUACUGCUGCUGGAGGCCGGGCCCAAGGACAUGCUCGCCGGGAGCAAGCGGCUCUCGUGGAAGAUCCACAUGCCCGCGGCCCUCGUGGCCAACCUGUGCGAUGACAGGUACAACUGGUGCUACCACACGGAACCGCAGCCAGGCCUCGACGGCCGCGUGCUGUACUGGCCGCGCGGCCGGGUCUGGGGAGGCUCGUCGUCGCUCAACGCCAUGGUCUACAUCCGCGGGCACGCAGAGGACUACAACCGCUGGCAGCGGGAAGGCGCGGCCGGCUGGGACUACGAGCACUGCCUGCCCUACUUCCGCAAGGCGCAGAGCCACGAACUGGGUGCUAACAGGUACCGCGGCGGCGACGGGCCACUACACGUGUCCCGGGGCAAGACCAACCACGCGCUGCACCGCGCCUUCCUGGAGGCGGCGCAGCAGGCUGGCUACCCCCUCACUGAGGACAUGAAUGGCUUCCAGCAAGAAGGCUUCGGAUGGAUGGACAUGACCAUCCACCAAGGCAAGCGCUGGAGCACAGCCUGUGCGUACCUGCACCCAGCACUGAGCCGCCCCAACCUCACCGCCGAGGCCCAGACGUUUGUGAACAGGGUACUGUUUGAAGGCACGCGUGCAGUGGGUGUGGAGUACGUCAAGAAUGGCCAGAGCCACCGGGCUUACGCCAGCAAGGAGGUGAUUCUGAGCGGGGGCGCCAUCAACUCUCCACAGCUGCUCAUGCUCUCGGGUGUCGGCAACGCAGACGACCUCAGGAAACUGGGUAUCCCGGUGGUGUGCCACCUUCCCGGAGUUGGCCAGAACCUGCAAGACCACCUGGAGAUAUACGUCCAGCAGGCAUGUACCCUCCCCAUCACUCUCCAUUCAGCACAGAAGCCCUUGAGGAAAGUCCGGAUUGGUCUAGAGUGGCUCUGGAAGUUCACAGGGGAUGGAGCCACAGCCCAUCUGGAAACAGGCGGAUUCAUCCGGAGCCAGCCUGGGGUCCCUCACCCGGACAUCCAGUUCCAUUUCCUGCCAUCCCAAGUGAUCGACCACGGACGGGUCCCCACCCAGCAGGAAGCUUACCAGGUGCAUGUGGGGACCAUGCGGGGCACGAGUGUGGGCUGGCUCAAACUGAGAAGUGCCAACCCCCGGGACCACCCGGUGAUUCAACCCAACUACUUGUCAACAGAAGCCGACAUUAAGGACUUCCGACAGUGUGUGAAGCUGACCAGAGAAAUUUUUGCUCAGAAAGCCCUAGAACCGUUCCGGGGGAAAGAGCUCCAGCCAGGAAGCCACGUGCAGUCAGAUAAAGAGAUAGAUGCCUUUGUGCGGGCGAAAGCGGACAGCGCCUACCACCCCUCGUGCACCUGUAAGAUGGGCCAGCCCUCUGACCCCACUGCCGUGGUGGACCCACAGACCAGGGUGCUUGGAGUGGAAAACCUCAGGGUGGUUGAUGCCUCCAUCAUGCCCAGUGUGGUCAGCGGCAACCUUAACGCCCCCACCAUCAUGAUCGCAGAGAAAGCAGCUGACAUCAUCAAGGGGCAGCCUGCACUCCAGGACAAGGACGUCCCUGUCUAUAAGCCCGGAAGUCUGGCCACCCAGCGCUGAGGCAGUCACUGCCUGAGAAGCCUCCUGACAAGCCAAGAGGGGAAACCUAGAAAUCCAGAGCAGACCCCACAGACCAGACCACUGCUCCAUGCCAAAGCAGCUAGCCCAAGAGGACCCUUUCCCAUCAGCCUGGGGAAGCGACUCGCAGCGGACAAAGACGGCUAAUUCGUAUUCUGCGGACAUCCACAGGACCCGACUGGGAUGGAGCUGAGGCUGAUGGAAAAAGUUGUCAAGUCAAACUAGGUACCCGAUCCUGUAAAAGUACAACUGAGUGAAAGAAAAAAUAAGUUGGCCAAGAUUUGGGGUGGGGGGGGGGCGGGGGCCGGAGAGCAGAUACAAGAAGCAUUUAAAAUAGUUCUUUGAUCUUUAAACUUCCUAUAAUCCAAUAAUGUAAUCCAGUAACUUCUUUUUGAAUGGAGAUGCCUUAGCCAGACUGCUCUCACAGGGUAAUGGAAAUAAAUGUGUUUUGGAUGGAUCUUUCUAAAGAUCUCCAAGGCCACUUCCCACAGCAGGGGAGAAAAGGAUUGUUCCAUGGAAAGCUGCUGUGCUAGACACAGAACAGGGAGGGGAAGAAAAUGGGGGCGUUCCAGGCUUCCCCCCGGGGUCAGAGUGGAUCGAGGUGUCAUGGAGGCCAGACAGCCACAACUUGUGUUUGUGAGACAGACCUUCCAGAAAGAUGGAGAGAAGAAAACCAUGACACCUCUCCUUCCUUUAAAAAUUUUAAGUGGCUCUGGUUUACUCUUACCUGUAUCUUGCUGCAUUUUCUGUCCCAAGGGAGGUUCUAAAUCUGCCAAGAGAUUGAUUUCUUCUAGGGAAGUCCCCGUGUGCCCCCGCAGCCGUGGUCCACAACUGUCAGCCUCAGGGCCUGGGAGCUGCCUGCAGGGGUGAAGGAAGAUUAGAGGAGGGAAGCUGCCAAUCUCACUGCUCUGAGGGCCAAUGAGUGACAAGUUGGGUAGGUGGAGGGGUCCAGGCCUGCCUGUGACUGUGCUGACCUUGUCUAGUGCGGGUAAGCCAGGUGACACAGCCAUUCUAUUCUGUGGUGGUCUCAGUCUCUGGGGCAGUGGCUGCUUUGCCUCCUGUGUCUGUAUUGUAAGAUAAGCAGAGGUGAGAGGAGGUACGUGAUCUUGCACGGCUGGAUUACAUUUAGGCCCCUCUCCCGCUCUCGGUCACUGAGCCUCAUCCCAUAUGAUCAUACAGUGUAGCCAGAUGCAGAAAUAGAGUGGACCGCGAGUGUUCUGUAUCCAGGCCCCACAGAAGUCAAGGCGAAACACUGUGUUGUCGGGGUUCAGCCACAAGAUGGAAUAGUGUGCUUUGAGGUGGCUCCUCGCUCCAGCCAGGACAGGGGCGCGUGCAGCCGUCUGGCGGAGUGGAAUAGUGGCCCGUGUCAUAAUAGGCCAUCUCAAGGUUCCAUUGCCAUGAGGGAACCUUCGGCCUCAGAAAGAGGGCUGUUGGCUGGGGAUGCCAGAGAGGGGAGAAAAGUGCCUAUCGGGUUAGGGAGGCUGAGCCACAGUCAGGCAUCCCUUGGGGCCCCCAGAGACCAGGCCAGCACUCAGCCCUGAGAGAAUCUUCUUGAAGCCCCUUGGCAAAGCACCCAUGAUACCUAAACAGAAGAAUGUACUUUUCAAAAAACGGUUGAAAAAGUGUAACAGGAAGCUGUGUAUAUACCUGAAUGGGCUCCAGGCACGGACCCCUUUGAAGAAGACUGCGUUCAAGCUGCUGCAUCAACAGAAGGUUCUUCCUGGUAGAACGGAGGACAGACGGCACGGAAACCGAGCAGCUCGCCAGCAACAUGACCAGGAAUGGCAGGUCCUGGAAGCCGGAUCCUGGCUUCCAGACGUGCAGCCUGUCUGCUUCCGGGCCAACUGUAGGAAUCCUCAUUUCCAUAAAAUCAGAUAGCUUCUCUCCAGCCAAACCCUUUUCCUCCCCACAGAGGCCGUUUCCUGUUUCUGCCAACUUAACAUCAGAUCUAAUAUCUACAUCCUUUUCCCUUAAAACCUAGAGGGAAACACAUGCCGUCUCCACCAGCCCUGUUCUGAGACCCAGGCCGUCUCCCAUUCCCUCUCUCCUGCCACCAUCCCCACAGGGGAUGCAAGGCCACUCUCGCUGGUGCUCCCAUGUUGGAGGCAAGGGCCCCAGGCCUGCUCCCCAUUCUCCUAUUCUCGCCUGCCCUCUGAAGCCCCCAGGAAGGAAAGAAUAUUAUUUUGGAGAAAUAAAAAUUUUGUCAACAAUGAGA
This is a messenger RNA of Herpailurus yagouaroundi (jaguarundi), 4270 nucleotides long. It is a transcript of the gene CHDH, whose product is annotated as choline dehydrogenase. Bases 253 to 2037 code for a protein of 594 amino acids. Gene Ontology annotation, cellular component: mitochondrial inner membrane. The record is from RefSeq and is a predicted model, not a curated record. The transcript has 10 exons. NCBI's taxonomy places the organism in Eukaryota, Metazoa, Chordata, Mammalia, Carnivora, Felidae. Gene Ontology annotation, molecular function: choline dehydrogenase activity; flavin adenine dinucleotide binding.